AUGAUAUAAGAGAAAAAAUAUUUUAACAAUCUAGAAGAAUUUUUAUAAUCCACAUUUUAAUCGCAUUAGAUUCUGCAUAUUGAACUGAGUAGGUAAUAAAUUAAAAAUAAAGGUGCUUCAGAUUUAGGUUUUGGAUUAUCAAACUGCACUAAUCUUUCAAAUUUGAUACUUGAUCUUAAUGAAAACGAAAUAGGUGCUUAAGGUGCAUCAAACUUAGGUUCUGGUUUAGGAAAGUGCGUUAAUCUCUCAAUUUUGACACUUCAUCUAUAACUUAAUUAAAUUGGUGAUAAAGGUGCAUAAGAAGUAGGUUCAUGUUUAGAAAAGUGUGUUAAUCUCUCAAAUUUGACACUUAAUCUAAAUAACAAUAAAAUUGGUGCUUAAGGUGCAUCAGACUUAAGUUUAGGUUUAGGAAAAUGUGCGAAUCUCUCAAAUUUGACAGUUAAUUUUGGUAACAAUAAAAUUGGUGCUUAAAGUGCAUCCGAAUUAAGUUCUGCUUUAGGAAAAUGCUCUAAUCUCUCAAAUUUGACACUUGAUUUUGGAGAAAGUUAAAUUGCUGAUAAAGGUGCAUCAGACUUAGGUUCUGGUUUAGAAAGGUGUGCUAAUCUCUCAAAUUUGACUCUUUAUCUUGGUAACAACUAAAUCGGUAAUAAAGGAGCAUUAAACUUAGGUUUUAGCCUAGAAAAGUGCCUUAAUCUCUCAAAUUUGACGCUUAAUCUUGGUAACAAUUAAAUUGGUGAUAAAGGUACAUAACACUUAGGUUCUUGUUUAGUAAAGUGUACUAAUUUAUCAAAUUUGACACUUGAUCUAACUUUUAAUAAAAUUGGUGCCUAAGGUAUAUCAGACUUAGGAUCUUGUUUAGGAAAGUGCACUAAUCUAUCAAAUUUGAUACUUCAUCUAUAAUAUAUUAAAAUUGGUGCUCAAGGUGCAUCAGAGUUAGGUUCUUGUUUAGGAAAGUGCAUUAAUCUCUCAAAUUUGACACUUAAUUUCAAAUUCAAUUAAAUUGGUGCUUUAGGUGCGUCAAACUUAGGUUCUGGUUUCAGAAAUUGCUCUAAUCUCUCAAAUUUUACACUUGAUCUUGAGUAUAAUAAAAUUGGUGCUUAAGGUGCAUCAGACUUAGGUUCUAGUUUAGGGGAGUGUGUUAAUCUCUAAAAUUUAAAACUUAAUCUAAUUAACAAUUAAAUUGGUGAUGAAGGUGUAUUAGACUUAAGUUCUGGUUUAGGAAAGUGUAUAUUUCUCAAAAAUUUGACACUUAAUUUAGGUCAUAAUAAAAUUGGUGCAACUGGUGUAUAAGGCUUAGGUUCUGCUUUAGAAAAUUGCACUAAUCUUUCAAUUUUGACACUUAAUCUUGAUCUAAAUUAAAUUGGUGACAAGAAUCCAUUAAGCUUAGGUUUUGGUUUAGGAAUGUGUACUAUUCUCUAAGAUUUGACACUUAAUCUAAAACUAAAUUCAAUUGGUUAUAAACGUGCAUAAGAUUUAGGUUUUAGUUUAGGAAGGUGCACCAAUCUCUAAAAUUUGACACUUGAUCUUGAGGAUAAUAAUAUAGAUGUCUAAGGCGCAUCAUACUUAGGUUCUGGUUUAAGAAAGUGCGUUAAUCUCAAAAAUUUGAAACUUAAUCUAAAUUAAAGCAAUUGGCUAAUUAGCCUUAGGCUAUAAUUUAGGAAAGUGUGCUAAUCUCUCAAAUUUUACACUUAAUCUUGA
Molecule: messenger RNA, 1698 nt
Organism: Tetrahymena thermophila SB210
Lineage: Eukaryota; Ciliophora; Oligohymenophorea; Hymenostomatida; Tetrahymenidae
Exons: 20
Biological process (GO): nucleocytoplasmic transport; activation of GTPase activity
Cellular component (GO): perinuclear region of cytoplasm; nucleus; cytosol
Molecular function (GO): small GTPase binding; GTPase activator activity
Source: RefSeq, a predicted model, not a curated record